Candidula unifasciata is the source of this 2427-nucleotide messenger RNA. The record is from the annotation of a GenBank genome assembly. Lineage: Eukaryota; Metazoa; Mollusca; Gastropoda; Stylommatophora; Geomitridae.
GCAAAAAAGGAAUGGAGAGUGGUAACGGAAUUUCUGCUCAAAUCUCUUAACACAGAAGUGACAUCUGAGAACAUUGACAGUUUAGUGGAAAUUGAUACUGAUGUUCUUGCUCAGUCCAGAACUCGGCCGUUGCAUUUUGACCCCACUCAGCAUAAAAUCCUGAAUUCAGAAUUGAAACAUCUGUACACUGCAAUAACUCGAGCUCGUGUCAAUGUGUGGAUAUUUGAUGAAGACAGUGAAAGACGAGCACCAAUGUUUGAAUAUUUCAAGGCUCGAGGGCUUGUGAAAUGUAUGGGAACAGAAGAGUGUGAAAAUGUAAAUGAAGCAAUCAUGUUUGCCGACAAGUCCACCGCAAAGGAAUGGAAACUUGCAGGGGAUAAAUACAUGCAUCAGAAGCUUUAUACUGUGGCUGCAAAAUGUUAUAGAUUGGCUGAACAGCCAGAGAAAGAAAAAGUGGCCAUAGCGUUUCAGACUGCAUUGGAGGCAUCAAGAAUGAAAGCUACACCCAAAGCUAUGAGAGACAAGUACUUCACAUCUGGUACACAGUUUGUAGAGUGUGGUCAUUUGCAUCAAGCAGCCAUUUGCUUCCAAAAUUCACAUGAUUUUCUUCUGUCUGCACUUGCAUUUGAGAAAAGUGGACAGUUCGAAGCAGCAGCUACCCAGUACCUGCGAGUGCAGAAACCUAUUGAUGCUAGCCAAUGUUUGGAGCAAGCUGGAAUGUUUGGCCGUGCUGUACGUGUUCUUGUUGACAAUGAACUGUUUGAUAGAGCUAUUGAUUGUCUUCACAGAUAUGAAAUGGAAGUAAAAAGGUUCAAAGAUGAAGGAAAGCCUGUUUCUGCAGUUCUCAUUGAAAACAAGCCAAGUGACCUGCAUUCUGAAGAAAGCCUUUGUUACAGGUCAGCUAAUGCCCACUUCACUCGAGGGGACAAAUGUAAAGCUAUAGAAUCAAUUAAGAGGUCCAAAAAGGUGGAGAACCAAGUUCUGUUUUUAAAAGAAAAAGAAUUAUGGGAAGAAUUAGCACUGAUUUUGAGAAAACAAGGUGACACAGAACAAGCAGCUUUGUAUAAGUUGAGGAGUGGGCAUGCUGAAGAGGCACUGGAAUGGGCCCAACAGGGUUUCCACAAAUCUUUGACAGCAUUUAUUUAUCUUGUCAUGGCACGCAGCUAUGAGAAUGUAGAGAACAAAUUGGAGAAGUUAAAGCAGUAUGCCAGCAGUGCAUUAAUAAUAUACACUGAACUUCAGGACUACAGAGGACAAGCUCUAUCCAAACUGAUGUUAGGAAAGCACACCUCAAACUUAAAACAGACUGCUGAAGCACAACAUGACUUUACAAAUGCCAAGCCCCCAAAUGUGGCAGGAGCUUUUGAGUGCUUUAAGAUCCUUGCUGCAGCCAAACAGAACUGGAACAGUUUGAAAGAUUGCCAUGAAGCUAUAAAGAAUAUUAGCAAUGGAUUUCUUAUGAUAGACAUGCUGUUGAAUCCAGCUGCAGAAAACUCUGACAAACAUCAGCUCUGUCUGUCGUUCUAUGGCUUAGAGAUGGAUGCUGUGAGACAACAAGUCAAGUGGUAUCCUCAUGAGUAUCCAUUUUGCCAAGAUUUUCUGGGGCCUGCACAGAAAGAAGCGAGAUGUGUCACACUGAGCAAAAAGGAAGCCGUCAGUGGUUUAGUGAAAUAUUUUAUCUCCAACAUUGAGAAAUGGGCAAUGAUGGUACACAGAUGGCUAGAGGAGCACAUGUUUUCCCGUACACAAUGCAUCAUUUAUAAACAAGGACAAGUCUGCAGUACUGAAGGUUGCAAAUACAUGCAUAAGCCUUAUGAAUCACGACAAGAGGAACUUGAAGCAUUAAAUUUCCUUCUAUGCUCAGUACACUUGGAUUACAGCAUGCAGACUGGCAUGGAAAAACUUGGGGAAAACAAAGCAAAGUCUGAUGUCCAGUAUCCACAAAUGGAAGCAACCAAAUGGAAUUCUGUGAAGGAGCUAAUUCAGUUUGUAUGUCCUGCUCAUCCAUCAGCUCUGAGAUGCCACUUUGAGCAUGUGCAUGAGAUUGUACGUAAAGUGCAAACCUCAAAAGUGUUACCUCAGUUGGAAAGGUACUUCCGUUAUUUGUGGGACAAUCCAGGACGUGUAGGGAGAGGGGUCUCACAAAAAAUCAGUAAAGAGCGGUGUAAAUCAGCAGAUUGGAUUGUUCAAGCUUGUUUCUUUGCCUCUCUGUUCAGGCUGAAAAUUAAUGUGGCGGCAGAAGUCAGUGACCUGGAGAAGAAACUGAUGAACAGUUCCCGAAAAGACUGGGAUUUACAAACGUUUUCAAGUAUGCUCUCUUUGCUGCAAAGAGUAAAAACACUCGAGGCGUUAAUAGUAAAGCUAUUUGCUCAAGAUUUCUCGAGUCAUUUGAGAGUUGAUACGAAGAUUUCCUCAAGAUUUGUAUGA